This is a messenger RNA of Priapulus caudatus, 1455 nucleotides long. Its product is annotated as putative fatty acid elongation protein 3. The transcript is spliced from 4 exons. Gene Ontology annotation, cellular component: endoplasmic reticulum membrane. Gene Ontology annotation, biological process: fatty acid elongation, polyunsaturated fatty acid; sphingolipid biosynthetic process; fatty acid elongation, monounsaturated fatty acid. Gene Ontology annotation, molecular function: fatty acid elongase activity. The record is from RefSeq and is a predicted model, not a curated record. The coding region runs from base 526 to 1392 and encodes 288 amino acids. Lineage: Eukaryota; Metazoa; Priapulida; Priapulimorpha; Priapulimorphida; Priapulidae.
UUCGCCGCAGAUUCGUUUUGCACCGCACUCACUUGACAAUGGGCCGCCAGCGCAUGCACGCCCAUUGAGUUAGUGCAGUCUAAAGUCCACAAUCCUUAUGAAUGUGAGUAUUCGGGCGUACGUUAUCAGAUAAACGUCAGAUCACAUCACAACGUGAUCAGUACCGGUGGUGUUGUACGCGAGUGUGUGUUUUCCACGUGCUACCGUGUGGUUGAACCGUCUGGUCGUAAACCGAGGAAAUAAAUCCACAGCAUCCGGGCUCUCCUCAGACUCCUGUGACUGUUUCAUAGCCUGCAAUCUAUAGCCGCCAUUCUUUUUGCCGACUGUUUAUAGAAGCGGGCGUGAAAGCGAGUAAAAUUCUAGCGCUAGCACUUAGCAUCGAGCGCUACAUCAGUAACGGUGGGUUUAACUUCGUCGGUGUGAAGUGAGUCUAGUUUCGGCUCACGUCUGCCUCCCAGAAGAAAAAAAUCUGAGGCGCCGCCGUCCGUCUGUCCGUCCGCACGGUUCCCCGUGCAAGUGAUCGCCAUGGCGAUAAAUCCGCACCACUUUGCCGAGCUGGACAAGCUGUACCAGACGCGCGAGGGGAUCCUCGUGCCGCGCAUGGCGUGGGAGGACCGCUGGAACGUCACCGAGGCCACGCUCUGGAUGCGCGGACACUGGCACUACUCCGUCUACGCGUCAAUCGUCUAUGUCGUCGCUAUCUUCGCGCUUCAGGACUGGAUGAAGAACCGUCCGAAGCUGGAGCUGCGGCUCCCCCUAGUGUUCUGGAGCAGCGCGCUGGCGUUGUUCAGCAUCGUCGGCGGCCUGCGUCAGUUUCCGGACUUUCGCUACACGGUGACAUCGUUCGGCAUCGACUUCUCGCUGUGCCGACUGCGCACGGGGAUGGAUGGCGACGCCGGGCUAUGGGGCUUCCUCUUUGCCAUCAGCAAGCUGCUCGAACUCGGCGACACCUUCUUCGUCGUGCUCAAGAAGCGGCCGCUGACGUUCCUGCACUGGUACCACCACGUCACCGUGUUCGUCUACUGCUGGUACUGCUUUGCGUUUCAUAGCGCGAGCAUCCGCUGGUUCUGCUUCAUGAACUACCUCGUGCACGCGGUGAUGUACGUGUACUACGCGGCGAAGGCGGCGCGCGUGCGCGUGCCCGGCGGCGUCAGCCGCUGCAUCACCGCGCUGCAGAUCUCGCAGAUGUUCGUCGGCAUAGCGAUCAUCGUCCGCGCGACGCAGCUGCACGUGCGCGGCUACGAGUGCGAUUACGACGAGGCGGGGUACACCGCCGGCGCGCUCAUGUACUUCUCCUACACCUGCCUGUUCGUGAAGUUCUUCUACGAUGCGUACAUGACACCGAAAAGGAAGCCUGUGGUUGGUGUUGCUGCGGAGAAGAAGACCGAGUAGGAAACGCGGCGUUCAGAAGAAGCUGGUUGGUGUUGCUGCGGAGUAGAAGACCGAGUAGGAAAC